GUACGCAUUGGAAGAGAAAGCGGAAGGGGCGGGCCGAUUGGCCGGCUGCUUCCGCAGAUAGCUUUCCGGCUUUAGAGUGUUGUUGUUGUCGCGGCGUGUGUCCGCUUGGCCACUUGGGGGCGCUCUUCCAGGCUUCUGGCUCCGUGGAGCCGGUCUGUGCAAGGGGGAUAGCCGAAGAGCCGCUUACCGGAGCACUAUGGUCCACCUUACAACCGUUUUCUGCAAAGCCUACCACGGGGGCCACCUAACCAUACGCCUUGCUUUGGGUGGCUGCACCAACCGGCCUUUUUACCGCAUUGUGGCUGCUCACAACAAGUGUCCCAGGGAUGGCCGAUUUGUGGAGCAGUUGGGCUCCUAUGAUCCACUGCCCAAUAGUCACGGAGAAAAACUAGUUGCUCUCAACCUGGACCGGAUCCGGCAUUGGAUUGGCUGUGGGGCUCACCUCUCUAAGCCUAUGGAGAAACUCCUAGGUCUUUCUGGCUUUUUCCCCCUGCAUCCAAUGAUGAUCACCCAUGCUGAGAGACUCCGGAGGAAGAGAGCACGAGAGGCCCUCUUAGCAUCUCAGAAAGCAGACUCGGAGCCCGAAGAGACAGAAGCAAGCUGACUGAGUGAACAUGGCUGUGGCCGCAAGGUCAAGAGCCUGUACAACUUGUGCAUAGCAUUUUGUGUUGGGUUUGAGGAUCAAUAAAUGGAGUUUUCUAAGUCAUGAUCUUCUGGCAUAGCCUGAGCAAGGGGUCAGAGAGGUUUGUUUUUGUCUGAUGUUAGAAAAGACAAAAAGACAGGGUUUCGCUCUGCAUCCUUGGCUGGUGUGGAGUUUGUUUUGUGUGGUAUAUAGACCAGCCUGACUUUGAACUUGUAGCUCUCCUCUUGCCCCUGUCUCCUGAGUUCUGGGAUUACAGGUAGAGCUUCUGUACCUGGCCCAAAUGUUUCCUUAAUCACUUGGGAUCAAUCACCUUGUUUAUUAUUGUCUGUGUUAAUGGGGAUUUAUAUUGUUUCUUUGACACAUGAGCUCAGGUUUACAAAGACUGGAUGUAAAGUUUGCUUUGGGGCUUUAAUAGCCUUACCUAUUUUUUUUGUUGUUGUUGUUGUUUUUGUUUUGUUUUGUUUUCUUUUCUUUUCUGAGACUGGUUUCUCUGUAAUAGAACUUGCUUUGUAUGCCAGGCUGGCCUUUAACCAGAGAGAUCACCUGCCUCUGCCUGCUGAAUGCUGGAAAUAAAGGCAUGCUCUACUACCUUUUAAAGAGUAGUUAGAAGGAAGCUAACACACA
This is a messenger RNA of Arvicanthis niloticus (Nile rat), 1267 nucleotides long. It is a transcript of the gene Mrps16, whose product is annotated as mitochondrial ribosomal protein S16. Gene Ontology annotation, cellular component: ribosome; mitochondrial small ribosomal subunit. Gene Ontology annotation, molecular function: structural constituent of ribosome. Gene Ontology annotation, biological process: mitochondrial translation. The record is from RefSeq and is a predicted model, not a curated record. Lineage: Eukaryota; Metazoa; Chordata; Mammalia; Rodentia; Muridae.